Messenger RNA from Parathielavia appendiculata, 2920 nucleotides. Its product is annotated as WD40 repeat-like protein. The transcript has a single exon. The record is from RefSeq and is a predicted model, not a curated record. Gene Ontology annotation, biological process: endonucleolytic cleavage to generate mature 5'-end of SSU-rRNA from (SSU-rRNA, 5.8S rRNA, LSU-rRNA); endonucleolytic cleavage in 5'-ETS of tricistronic rRNA transcript (SSU-rRNA, 5.8S rRNA, LSU-rRNA). Lineage: Eukaryota; Fungi; Ascomycota; Sordariomycetes; Sordariales; Chaetomiaceae. Gene Ontology annotation, molecular function: U3 snoRNA binding; protein binding. Gene Ontology annotation, cellular component: small-subunit processome; nucleolus; 90S preribosome. The coding region runs from base 45 to 2771 and encodes 908 amino acids.
CGAAGUGCAUCUCGGGGCCUCGGCACAUCAACCACCGCACCGACAUGGCGACAAGACAAGCAACCAAGACAACCUUCGCGGUUAGCAACGUCAUUCAACCGAUCUUCACCGGAGGGUCGGUUGCGCUCGAGAAUGGCGCCCGAAUUCUGGCCUCGACGCUUGGCGAAGCGACAGUCCUCACCGAGCUCAACACAGGGAAGCGCUUGGCCGAGAUUGAAGGAGAUGGCGAACCAAUCUCGACAUUGACAAUCACCCCUUCGGCCUCUCAUUUGAUUCUCUGCUCCAGGUCCUUAACGAUGCGCAUCUACUCCCUCAAGGCGUCCCCGGACUUCGACUCGGUGGAAGCCACCCUUGUGCGCACCUCGAAGCCCCAUGCUACCCCCGUCGUCGUGCUUGCUGUCGACAAAACCAGCACGCUUCUCGCAACCGGUGCCGCAGAUGGCGCCAUCAAGAUAUGGGACAUUGUCGGCGGCUAUGUCACCCACACCGUCAGCGGUCCGAGCGUCCUGGUGUCGGCCCUGCACUUCUUCGAGAUCGCCGCAACGGCCGAGGACCCCGCGAGCGAGCGGAAGUCGAAGAAGACCUUGCGGAAAAGCAAUGGCGGCCAGAGCCAACCAAACGUGGCUUCAAAGUUCCGCCUGGCUUGGGGCACACAAGACGGCAAAAUCCGCAUCUUCGACCUUCACAAGCGCACCACAGUGCCAGUGUAUGCGGACGCGAAGAGGAGGAAAGAGGCCCACGAGUCCAACGUCCAGAGCAUCGACUACUCGCCGGAGCAGCAUGCGCUAUUGAGCGGCAGCAGAGACAAGACCAUGACGCUAUGGCUAUGGCGGGACCAUGCCUGGGACGGAACGCCCAUGCUCCGCCAUGAGCUGGUGGAAUCAGUCGGGUUUUUGAACGAGGGCAAAUGGAUGUACUCGGCCGGGUCGAGCGGCCUGCUGAGGAUUUGGGACACGACGACACACCACGAGAUUUCCGCAAAGCAGGACGCCAAGUCAGAAGCCGAGUCCAUUCUGUCGGCAGUCUCACUGCCUCACAAGUCCCUGGUUCUCUGCUCACAGUCCGAUUUCACCCUGGCGUUGUAUCGGAUACCCUCACCCGGGGACAUUGCUUCCAACGGAAAGUUGCUCGUGGAGCCGUUCAGACGAAUAUCCGGCACUCACGACGAGAUUCUGGACCUGGCAUAUGUUCUGCCUGACCAGUCCAUGAUGGCGCUUGCCACAAAUUCCGAGGACAUCAGACUCGUUUCUGUUGCUGACAUUGAAACGCAAGCAGAUGGAAGUGAAGGUGGCGCCUACUUUGGGCAUGAUGUUGCCCUACUGAAAGGCCACGAGGAUAUCGUCAUGUCUCUUGACGUUGACUGGUCAGGCCACUGGGUCGCCAGCGGCGCAAAAGAUAACACAGCGCGGCUAUGGCGCAUUGACCGGGAAAAUAACUCGUACACGUGCUACGCCGUCUUUACUGGCCACCUGGAGUCCGUAGGCGCCGUUGCCCUGCCGAAGGUGGUGCCUCCCGAGAACUCGGAGGCUUUCAAAAACCCGCUCGAUCAUCCCCCAGCAUUCCUCAUCUCUGGCUCUCAAGACAGAUUCGUCCAAAAGAGAGACAUUCCGCGGCAGUCACAAAAAGCCAAGGUGUCUUCAAGCCUGAAACGGCUGGCUCACGACAAGGACAUCAACGCCCUAGACGUUAGCCCUACAGGGCGACUGUUUGCCUCGGCAUCGCAGGAUAAGACAGUCAAGAUAUGGGACGUGGAGCGGUUGGAGGUUCAAGGUAUCUUGAGGGGACACAAGCGCGGCGUAUGGACGGUCAAAUUCGCGCCCCUACAUACUCCAGCCAUCCAGGGCGAGCAAGGAUCGGUCUCUGGCAAGGGCGUCAUCCUGACAGGCAGCGGCGACAAGACGAUCAAAAUCUGGAACCUCUCGGACUACACUUGCCUCAGGACUUUUGAGGGGCACUCGCACAACGUCCUCAAAGUCGUCUGGCUGCACAUCCCCACCGAGGAGGCCGCGGCCAAGAAGCGGAUCCAGUUUGCCAGCGCAGGCGCCGACAGCCUGGUCAAGGUCUGGGAUGCGAACCUCGGCGAGACCGAGUGCACGCUCGACAACCACGAAGACCGACUGUGGACCCUCGCCGUCCACCCCAAGACCAACACGCUCGUCUCGGGCGGCAGCGACUCCAAAGUCACAUUCUGGAAGGACACGACGGCCGAGACGCAGGCCGCAGCCACCGAGGCAGCCCUUAAGCUCGUCGAGCGAGAGCAGGAACUCGAAAACUACAUCCACGCUGGGGCCUACCGCGACGCCAUCGUCCUCGCUCUGCAACUCAACCACCCUGGCCGCCUCCUCGGCCUCUUCACUAACGUCGUUACGACCAACACGCCCGAGGAGGGUAGCCUUACGGGGCUCAAGGCCGUCGACGCCGUGCUCGCCAAGCUCUCGGACGAGCAGAUCUUCCUGCUGCUGCUGCGGCUGCGCGAUUGGAACACCAACGCCCGGACGGCGCCCGUCGCGCAGCGGAUCCUCUGGGCGCUGGUCCGGAGUUAUCCGGCCAGCAAGCUCUCCAACCUGUCGGUGAGGGGGGCCAGAGGUCAGAAGAGCCUCAAUGAAGUGCUGAAUGCGCUCAAGGUGUAUACCGAGAGGCAUUACAAGCGCAUGGAGGAGUUGGUGGAUGAGAGCUAUCUGGUGGAGUAUACGCUUCAGGAAAUGGAUAGCUUGGCGCCGCCGGCGCUAGAGGGGGAGCAGGAUUGGGAUGCGGUUAUGGCUGGGGCGUGAUGGCUGGGCUCUUGAAUAGGGGCGGAAGUGAGAGGAGGGUUGAGAGUGUACAAGUACAUCAACUAAUCGGAGAAGAUGCGAUGUUGGGCAGGCAUUUUGAGGUGCUGUUUCAAUAUAGACCAACUUCAAACUUGAGCUCUUCUGGUUCA